Messenger RNA from Owenia fusiformis, 366 nucleotides. Lineage: Eukaryota; Metazoa; Annelida; Polychaeta; Sabellida; Oweniidae. The record is from the annotation of a GenBank genome assembly.
CAGUCCAGCUUGAUGGAGCAGAUUUUUAUUUCAAAUUUCUGGACCAGCUUCUCCACCUCCCGGCUACGGGCCUGCAGUGUACACCUUUAUCAUAUACAUUACGUAAUACUUGUAUAUGUACAUAUGAUAUUGUCAAGCACUACCUUGAACUUUGUACAUUGUCUUGCGAUUAUUUCAUUUAAAGCUGAUUUUGAAAAGUUUGGAUUCAUGAGAAUAAACUUUGAAAGGAUGUCUGAACGACCACUUAGUAUUCUUAGGGGAGAGGAGAAUGAUAACGGCGGUGACUUCAUUCAUAAAGUAUUUGAAAACACUGUUAAAGGCACAAUUGAUACAUCAAAUGGAAUGGAACCAAUUGAAAAUCAAAUG